Ochotona curzoniae (black-lipped pika) is the source of this 5282-nucleotide messenger RNA. It is a transcript of the gene GALNT10, whose product is annotated as polypeptide N-acetylgalactosaminyltransferase 10. The transcript is spliced from 12 exons. The record is from RefSeq and is a predicted model, not a curated record. Lineage: Eukaryota; Metazoa; Chordata; Mammalia; Lagomorpha; Ochotonidae. Bases 58 to 1878 code for a protein of 606 amino acids. Gene Ontology annotation, cellular component: Golgi apparatus.
GGAGCCGGGGGUCGGCGCGGCGGGGCCGGCGGGGCGAGGCGGGGCUCACCGGCCCGGAUGAGGCGGAAGGAGAAACGGCUCCUGCAGGCGGUGGCGCUGGCGCUGGCGGCCCUGGUCCUGCUGCCCAACGUGGGGCUCUGGGCGCUUUACCGCGAGCGGCAGCCCGACGGCACCCCCGGGGGACCCGGGGCGGCGGAGGCAGCGGCAGCCCCGGCGGCGGGACAGGGCUCACACAGUCGGCAAAAGAAGACCAUUUUCCUGGGAGAUGGGCAGAAGCUGAAAGACUGGCAUAACAAGGAGGCCAUCAGGAGGGAUGCUCAGCGCGUAGGAAAUGGAGAACAAGGGAAACCAUAUCCCAUGACGGAUGCCGACCAAGUGGACCAGGCCUACCGAGAAAAUGGAUUUAACAUCUACGUCAGUGAUAAAAUCUCCCUAAAUCGCUCUCUGCCUGAUAUCCGGCAUCCCAACUGCAACAGCAAACGCUACCUGGAGAGCCUGCCCAACACCAGCAUUAUCAUCCCCUUCCACAACGAGGGCUGGUCUUCCCUCCUGCGCACUGUACACAGCGUGCUCAACCGCUCGCCCCCGGAGCUGAUCGCUGAGAUUGUGUUAGUGGACGACUUUAGCGACCGAGAGCACCUGAAGAAGCCACUUGAAGAUUACAUGGCCCGUUUCCCUAGUGUGAGGAUUCUCCGAACCAAGAAGCGGGAGGGACUGAUAAGGACCCGGAUGCUGGGGGCCUCAGCAGCCACUGGAGAUGUCAUCACAUUCUUGGACUCACAUUGUGAAGCCAACGUCAACUGGCUCCCUCCCUUGCUUGACCGCAUUGCUCGGAACCGCAAGACUAUUGUGUGCCCGAUGAUCGACGUGAUUGACCACGAUGACUUUCGGUACGAGACACAGGCUGGGGAUGCCAUGCGGGGCGCCUUUGACUGGGAGAUGUACUACAAGCGCAUCCCGAUCCCUCCAGAGCUGCAAAAGGCUGACCCCAGCGACCCAUUCGAGUCUCCUGUGAUGGCCGGCGGACUGUUUGCUGUGGACCGGAAGUGGUUCUGGGAGCUGGGCGGAUAUGACCCAGGCUUGGAGAUCUGGGGAGGGGAGCAGUAUGAGAUCUCCUUCAAGGUGUGGAUGUGUGGAGGCCGCAUGGAGGACAUCCCAUGCUCCAGGGUGGGCCAUAUCUACAGGAAGUAUGUGCCCUACAAGGUGCCUGCUGGAGUCAGCCUGGCCCGGAACCUGAAGCGAGUGGCGGAAGUGUGGAUGGAUGAGUAUGCCGAGUACAUCUAUCAGCGCCGGCCGGAGUACCGCCACCUCUCUGCAGGGGACGUGGUCGCCCAGAAAAAGCUCCGCAGCUCCCUCAACUGCAAGAGUUUCAAGUGGUUUAUGACCCAGAUCGCCUGGGACCUGCCCAAAUUCUACCCACCCGUGGAGCCACCAGCCGCAGCUUGGGGGGAGAUUCGCAAUGUGGGCACCGGACUGUGUGCAGACACCAAGCACUGGGCCCUGGGCUCCCCACUGAGGCUGGAGAGCUGCAUCCGGGACCGUGGGGAGGCCGCAUGGAACACCAUGCAGGUGUUCACCUUCACCUGGCGAGAAGACAUCCGGCCUGGAGACCCCCAGCACACCAAGAAGUUCUGCUUCGACGCCAUCUCCCACACCAGCCCCGUCACGCUCUAUGACUGUCACAGCAUGAAGGGCAACCAGCUGUGGAAGUACCGCACAGACAAGACCCUGUACCACCCCGUCAGCGGCAGUUGCAUGGACUGCAGUGAAAGUGACCACAGGAUCUUCAUGAACACCUGCAACCCUGCCUCACCCACCCAGCAGUGGCUGUUUGAACACACCAACUCAACAGUCUUGGAAAAAUUCAAUAGUAAUUGAACCCUCCCACCCCCCUUGGCAGCUCACACAGGGUGCUUUCACAGCAGCCAUGGGGCCUGCAUGGGUGCCCUGGCAUACUGGGUGUUGGCCAAACAAUUCAAGGCAAAGAGGACUUUGGAAGCUAGAGUUCUAGGGUCCCUGAGCCCCUGAGUCAUGAGAGUGGGCAGGGAGCAGGCUCUGCGUAGAGCCUGCUUCGACCCCUGCUGCCACCAUGGAAAGGGAGGGCCUCCUUGGCUUUGUGAUCAUAUCCCCUGGAGUGCUGUGCAAGAGAAUGCCAUGCAGCUGCAGGCUAUUCAGAAAUAAAGCCUGCAAAGUUGCCCGGGCCCCUUGGCAUCUCUCAGGCUUGACUAUGCUCUGGAAAGAGGCCUCAUCUGUGGGGGUCGGGGAGGGGAGGAAGCAGACUUCAGCACCAAUGCCACCCUUGUACAACACAAGGGAAAGAAGUCCUCCUCAGGGUUCUUUAGUUUCUGCCUCCCUUGCAGGCUCAGCCUCUCUUCUGUGUCUCAGAUGAGUUCCAAGGCCCAACGCAAAGCCGUAAGAGCGCUCCGUGCUGAAUGCUGGCCAGCCACCAGGCCUAGGAUCAGGCGAGGGGCCCCAGACACUGCUUUGCAACCAUGGGCUUGCAAGAUGUUCUCUGUGUGUUGGAAAUGCCCACAGUGCUUUCCAUCUUCAAGGACAGCCCAGCCACCAGCUUUUCAAGGCUGUGGUUCAGAUGACCAUGGGCCCCUGGAGAAGGCCAAAUAGAAGACCAGACUAGAAAAACACUGAGGUUCUCUGAUCCCUGCUUCCAGUGCCCUCUCUCCAUGCUGGGAAGCCUCAAGAGAGGACCGGAGGUGCUUCACCUCGCAGAGUCUGGAGGCCUCCCAGAUCAACUCUGGGCAAGUGCCUAGCCUCUGAAUUCAACAUGGUCCUGGUUCUCAUAGAAUCUCCAAGUUGCUAAAGGACUGUAGAGUGCAGUCACCAACCAGUUCCCACUUUAGGGAUCUGGUGUUGUGGCCUCCAGUAUGAAUUUCCAGAAUGCUGUUACUAAGGCAGCCAGGCAGAUAGGAUACAGUCAAGGUGGCCCUCAGUCUAGGAGCAAUCUGUGAAAUCCAAGGUUGGUGCUGGGGAUGAAGUCCAAGGACAGGUGUCCACUGCAAGGUCCUCAGCCAACACCUGAAGCCCUGAAUGUCCUGCCAUUGCCACAGCCACCACCUCAUUUGCAGUGAAGAACCUCAUGUCCAUCUGUACCCAGCUCCGCACCAGCCCUUCCGUGGAUUUUUUUUUUUUUUUUUUUUUGCUUUAUUUCAUGUCUAACUCCCCCAGGGUUCCCAAACAAUUAGGAAACAUUUCAGUAACCAUCCCACCACCUCUGAUUCAACAGAGGAAAUCACAUUCCACAACCUAUGGCUUCUACCACCAGUUAGCCCCAGGAAGUGCUUGGAAUCAGUAUUCCAAUUAGAGUUGGGUCUCUUGACUGUGUCAUUUACCAGUUAAAUAAUACAAAUCUGGGAACAGAGCCACGAACCUGCCUUCGAGAUGCUGGCUAAUCUUGAAGCCAUCCGUGAUCAAGGGAAGGGAGGGAAAACCACUCCUGACACCACCAUCACAUUGAACUUGAGCCUGGCAAAGGGUCACUCCCACUUCUGCCCCUAGCACAGCUCCACUCUGGAUGGCUGCACCCAGGAGAGGAUGCCCCUGUGCUUGUGAAGCUUGCCCGUCGCUCCCUGGCACCCUUUGCCACAUGACUACUGUGUCCUUAGAAGUGACCCUCUGCAGGACAGAGUGAAAAGAUGAGGCCUCUUCUGAAGUCUAGGGUAGCAAGUGUGUUGUACUAUGGGGAGAUGAAGUAAGAGUCAUCAUCCGAGAGCAAUGCAGCAUCAAAUCAAAUUUGUUAAAAAAAAAAAAAAAAAAAAGAAGAAGAAAAAAACUGUGCCUUUAAAAAAGAAUGCAAACAUACAGCAAAUCCCUAAACUUGAACCAUUUCCUAGUGCCUUGCUAGCAAACAUAAAGCGGGAGGGGAGGGGAGCAUUUUUGAUGGCACGUGCACUUCCUGUUGGAUGAGUGUGUCCUUUCUUAAUGUCUGAUUUCAAGCAGGAGAUGUUGGCCUGGAACAGGAGCUGAGGCUGUGAUGCCCACUGCGGGGUUAGGUGGUGAAGUAACACUCCCAGUUAAAGAGCUGCUGGGCAACUCGUUCAGGCUAGGAGGGCCUCAGCAGCCCUUGAGCAAAGGCCUUGCAUUAACCUCAUUGGGCCCCUUCUGGGGACCGUGCCUGCGAUGCCCUGCCCCAACCCCUGGACUGAAUGAUUGUCUUGUCCCUCAUCACUCAGAUUAAGGCAUACAGAGUUCAUUGCCCACUAGUCCCCCUUUGUGGGGGCAUUGCUCUAAUAUGACCAGGUUUCUGUGGAACAGAGGGAUGGCCAUAAGCUGUCCCCAACCUUUUCUCAUUCUUUGGUUCUCCCUGCACAAGCUGAUUUCACACCCUCAACAGGGAUGGGCAGGCCCUCUGAGCACCCUGGCGUUUGUCACAGCUGAACCUAACAACAAUAGAAACCAGCCUACGUAGUGGAGGAAGGGAGGACAGAGUUUUCUCAGUUCGGUGCCAUUGCCCACUAAUUUACAAUGCUGAACAGUUUUGGGAAACCACCCGUGUUGAGGACCCGAUUUCUGCUCCUACACCCAGCUGAUGUGCAGUAAAACUCAGCCAGGAGUCAAAACAGAACAUAUGGAUUUCCAAGUCCAUGUUCCCAUUCCCUUUUCGAACCUUACUCUGGUUUAAUUCCUUUUUCUCCUUAAGAAAAAAAAAAGAUGGCAUCCUUGAAAAUGGCCCCACAUGUUUCUGCCUGCACAUCUCCAUUUUCUGAGUCUCUGGAGUCCCAUAAGAGCAGCCAAGCACUUUCCACUCAUCACUGAGGAGUCCAGAUGCCUUGCUUUGGCCAAGCCUGGCUUAUACAUACUGGCUGAAGUUCUCUGCUUCCUAUGGGCAAUGCAUUUUUAAGGUUUUCUGAGUUUAAAUGUGGGGAAAAGGGCAAGAAGUGAAAUUCUAUUCUGGAAUACUUUUCUGCUUUCAUAUGAUCAAAAAAAAGAAAUCAUCUCAGCUCCAACUUGAUAUUGAGCCAAGGCUCACAGUCACCUCUGGGGUGAGAGUCAGGCCUGUGUACUGAGUGACAAAGGUCUUCUAAAAUCCCUUCCCUAAAUGGCUUUCCUUCAGCUAUGACAGGCAACAGUGUCAGGCCCUGUGAAUGGAGCUUGAAGACAGGAAUCUCCCCAAGAGACCACAGGUAGAGUACGAGGGAAGUCAGAUCGGGGAGGCACAAGACCGCCGGCCGCUCUUCUCCUGCCUGAAAUAGUGAGCCUUUGUGAAGAACUGACAUGCCAUGUACAAUUGUGACUGUGAUUGUUGUUGAGUAAACUCCAGACUUUUU